This is a messenger RNA of Toxotes jaculatrix (banded archerfish), 1087 nucleotides long. RefSeq lists its product as uncharacterized. Bases 104 to 871 code for a protein of 255 amino acids. The record is from RefSeq and is a predicted model, not a curated record. The transcript is spliced from 5 exons. Lineage: Eukaryota; Metazoa; Chordata; Actinopteri; Toxotidae.
GAUCAGAGAAGAAGAGCCCCCCAUCAGCACUUUGAUUUUUACUUUUUUAAAGAACUUUUAUAUAAAUAUAUAUAUAUAUAUUUUUUGACUGAACAGCUUCAGAAUGACAGAAAGCCAGGUCGUACUGGACGCACUGUCCACCCUCUUCAGUGCGGUGGUCACAUCUAUUCAGUCAGAGAAGUCGCAGGGCUCAGACUCUACUGAUUCUCUGUCCGCAGACCAAAAACUGACCAUCGCAACCUUCAUGACUGCGCUCAUAGGAGGGUUACCUGCUUUAGGAGCUUCACUCAAGAAAGCAGGUUUUUCUCAGACAUGUAAACACAUCAUUGAUGAGGAAGAAUUCUUGGAUCCAGACUAUGACUAUGAUUUCACUGAUGUGAAGGACACGCAGACGUUUUACAGAGGCGGGGAGGUGUACGAACGCCCCUGCGGCUGGAAGCGUUACGCUCUCAAGGUUCUGGAUAAAUACCGGGAUGGAAACGCCUGGCUGGGAGAGCGAGGCCACUGCACCACCACACACUCCGAGGACGGGGAGUGGCCCGUGGCCUACCACGGGACGUCGAGGAGCGGCGCUCGAGGCAUCAUCACAGAUCAGUUUAAGCCUGGUCCUGGCCAGAAGUACGGCAGGGGGAUUUAUUGUACCCCGUACCUGUCUGAGGCCACGCCUUACACCGAACCCUUCAGCUCCACCUCAAAGGGCAGAGAGUACCAAGUGGUUCUGCAGAUUCGAGUCAACCCAAAGUACAGAGAGAAACACAACAAGGGUAAAUACUGGCUGGUUCCCAUCAAAGAAGGGCUGACGGAGGAAGAGGAGCAGGAGAUUGUGGAUAAAGCCGUCCGCCCUUACGCCAUCCUGAUGAGACGUCUGUGAUGGAGCAGAAAUUAGUUGAUAUGUAUAAAACAUAUGCAGGAGAGAAUAACAUUUUGCACAGUUGAAGGAGAAUGAUGUUUGUGUGUUUCUGAAUGAUCGCAUUUACUUGGCUCAUUCUAGUGUGUUAUAAACCUAAAUAUUCUUAACUCUUUGUGUUUGUGUAACUUUGUGUUUUUGUUUUUCCAUUUUUUCUUAAAAAAAUAAAAAGUGAAUUAU